AUGAGUGCUGCAAAGAAUACAAUCGCUGAAACACAUGGUAAUAAUUUGGAAACAUUUUCUCUUCUUUGGCUUGAUGAAAAAGUUAAUACAAAAGAAGAGAACAAGCAUGCCCAAAAGCGACUUCGUUCAACCAUCAAUCAUGUUAUACUAUUUCAUGAUCAAACUGAAUGUCAACAAUAUAUUAUGUCUUCCUCUGAACAAGAUCGAAUUGUUCUUAUCAUUAGCGGACGAUUAAGCAAAGAAUUAAUUCCUCACAUUCAUCGUCUUCGACAAUUAUCCGCUGUUUACGUCUAUUGUUGGAAUAGAAAAGCAUAUAAACACUGGGCUAAACAGUUUCCUAAACUUGAUGAUCUGAUUAAUCAAAUCACACUCGAUCAAAAGGAUCGCGGAAAAGAAGAAGAACCGAUGGCUAUGAGUUUCUACAAUGCUAAUAGUAAUGCUGAUCAAUCCACAACUCAACUCAAUGGUCAUUUUAUUCAUUCGCUAUUAUUAAUCGAUGUUCUAAUUCGAAUGAAAUCUAAUGAUGCUGACAAAAAAAAGCUUAUUCAUAUUUGCAAAGAUGACUUUGAUGAUAAUGAUCAUGAACUUCAUAUUAUUCGCGAAUUUGAACGUAAAUAUAAAUCUAAAAAAGCUAUAUGGUGGUAUACUCGUGAUGCAUUUUUAUAUAGAAUGUUAAACAAAGCUUUGCGAGUACAGAACAUUGAAUUAUUAUUAUUAUUUCGUUUUGUAGUUCGUGACAUUNUUGCAGGCAAGUGA
This is a messenger RNA of Rotaria sp. Silwood2, 756 nucleotides long. The record is from the annotation of a GenBank genome assembly. NCBI's taxonomy places the organism in Eukaryota, Metazoa, Rotifera, Eurotatoria, Philodinida, Philodinidae.